GGUGGCUCGAAGGAAGGAGGACAUGGGCAGUGCGGCAGUCCUGAUACUGCUUCCCCGUGAUGAUUUGCCCAAUGAAUAGGACUUUUGACGCCCUGGCUCUGUUGCUCCCGACUUUUAACCGGAACUCAAUAACUACUGAUUCCUGUCGAAUUCGCUUCGGUGAAUCCAUACCUAGAUCACGCGAGCUGACAUGAGCUUUGGCCAGGUACAUAGGAGAAGAAGCCAACUGUCUCCUGGACUUGACUGAGGCCCAUGUGUGCGCUCUGUUCAACCUGGCAGUUCUAGUCGGACCAUCCUCGUCACCAUUAUUUGACUAAGAGAUUUGCGAAAAUGUCUUGGCUAAAUCCAGGUAGUUUUGCUUCUGCUGUUUUGUUCGUUUUCCUGAUGGGCCGCAGCAAGUCUCUAUCGAGGGUUUGUCAGUCAUGUUCAAGUGACAUGAUUAAGGAAGGCAUGGUCCCGUUUCUCAAGGUGUGGAAUACACCUUUGGGUCACGUUCUUUGGGGGAGAAGAUGAAAGAAGCUUCGGGUUACGGGCAUAUUCUUGGCAUAGACUCUAUCUCGGCGAUGCACAGCUGCGAAUAUGAUGCAAGGUAUGCAUAUGGUGUGUUAUUGACGGUGAAGGGUUACCCAGACAAUUACGUAGUAGGGUCAGUUAUCUGUCGUACUUUGACUACUAUUAGUAUUAUAGGUAAUCAAUUUGAGCUGGAGUUGUUCC
Molecule: messenger RNA, 714 nt
Organism: Fusarium oxysporum Fo47
Lineage: Eukaryota; Fungi; Ascomycota; Sordariomycetes; Hypocreales; Nectriaceae
Exons: 1
Coding region: 331-513 (60 amino acids)
Source: RefSeq, a predicted model, not a curated record